Molecule: messenger RNA, 7050 nt
Organism: Lates calcarifer (barramundi perch)
Lineage: Eukaryota; Metazoa; Chordata; Actinopteri; Centropomidae
Product: aggrecan core protein
Exons: 20
Coding region: 173-4771 (1532 amino acids)
Biological process (GO): cell adhesion
Molecular function (GO): hyaluronic acid binding; calcium ion binding
Source: RefSeq, a predicted model, not a curated record
UCCUCUGCACACGGCCGAGCAUCCUGAGCUCCCUGUUUCUGCUGCUGCUGCUGCUGCUGCUGCUCACUGGGACUUUUAAACUCAUAACUUGGAGCUUCACUCCACAAAAACACACUACUGAGGAAGAGUUGGAAUUUGACAGGUGUGAAGGUGUUUCUGCAACAGGUAAAAUAUGAUAAGGUGGACUGUGCUGCUGUCUGUGUGUCUGAAUGUCAUCUCAGCAUCAUUUGACUACAUUUAUGAGGAGCACUCCUUUAUGGACCCAGAGGAUGUGCUGAGUGUGAGCAUUCCCCUGGAGGACCCCCAGCGCCCUCUACUGGGAGGAACAAUAGUCAUACCAUGUUACUUUGAGGAUCACACUGUCCCAGACCCAGGAGCUCCCACCAUCAUCCCCCUCUCUCAUCGAAUCAAAUGGAGCCAUGUCACAAAAGAAAAAGUCACUACUAUCCUUGUAGCCUUGGAAGGACAGGUGCGUAUCACCGAGAAUUACCUGGAUAGAGUUCAGCUGGUGGGCUACCCCAAAACCCCAACAGACGCUAGCAUCAAGAUAUCUGAUCUACGAUCCAGUGACACAGGAGUUUAUCGCUGUGAGGUUCAGCAUGGCAUUGAGGACAACCACGACAUUGUCCAUCUGCAGGUUCAAGGUAUUGUGUUUCACUACAGGGCCAUCAUGGGUCGCUACAGUCUAACUUUUGAUAAAGCAAAGGCAGCAUGCGACCAGAACAGUGCAGUCAUGGCUUCACCUGAACAGCUUCAAGCAGCCUAUGAUGAUGGUUUCCACCAGUGUGAUGCUGGCUGGCUCUCCGAUCAGACAGUCAGGUAUCCAAUCCAUGAUCCUCGUGUGAACUGCUAUGGUGACAAAGAGGAGCUGCCUGGGGUCAGGACAUAUGGAGUGAGAGACCUCAAUGAAACUUAUGAUGUCUACUGCUUUGCUGAGAAGAUGACAGGCAGAGUUUUCUACACUGCUUCUGCAGAAAAGUUCAGCUUCUCUGAGGCUGUGUCGGCCUGUUCUAAUCGAGGAGCUAAGCUAGCCACCACAGGUCAGCUCUACCUGGCCUGGCAGGGUGGGAUGGAUGUCUGCAAUGCUGGCUGGCUGGGAGACAGGAGCGUCCGCUAUCCCAUCAACAUUCGUCGGCCUCAGUGUGGAGGAGGUCUGCUGGGGGUGCGAACUGUUUACCUCCACACAAACCAGACAGGAUACCCACUCCCUGACUCUCGCUAUGAUUGUUUCUGCUACACAGAGUCCCCUGAUGAAGAAGGUUCAGGUAUCAUAGAAGAGGGAAGUGGUGUGCUCAGUGUUACCACGGUGACACAGAGCCCAGAUGUGUUCUUGUGGAGGACGACAACAGAAAGUGAGGCCGUUGGAGAGGUAGAGACGCAGCAACCCACCGUAGUGGAAACAGAAAGCCCCACCCAGCUGCCACUGCCCCAGCCGCCCAACGUCACUGAGCUCAUCACUGACAUGAUAAAGUCAGUUACCGCCCGGCCCAAUGUCGGCAGUGAUCGCAGCAAAGUCUUUGUGAUGCCUCCAACUGGUGUGGUCUUCCAUUACCGCUCAGGCUCUGGUCGCUAUGCAUUCACCUUUGUUGAGGCUCAGCUCGCCUGCCAGAGUGUUGGGGCCUCCAUUGCCACACCAGAGCAGCUGCAGGCAGCAUAUGAGGCUGGAUAUCACCAGUGUAAUGCAGGAUGGGUACUGGACCAGACUGUAAGGUAUCCCAUUGUUUUCCCUCGAGAUAAGUGUGCUGGAGAUCUGGGAGAUCAACCUGGAGUUCGGUCUUAUGGUUUGAGGCCAGCAGAUGAGAAAUAUGAUGUGUACUGCUAUGUUGAUGGACUCAAAGGUGAGGUUUUCCAUGUGGGAUCUGCUGAGGGUUUCACCUAUGACGAGGCUUCCUCUAGGUGUCAAGAGCAGAGCGCUGUGUUGGCCUCCACUGGAGAGCUCUAUGCAGCCUGGAAAAUGGGUUUUGACAAGUGCCGUGCUGGCUGGCUGGUGGAUCGAAGCGUCCGUUAUCCUGUCAACAACCCCCGCCCUGAGUGUGGAGCAGGGAAAUCAGGAGUGCACACUGUGUACACUCACCCCAACCAGACACACUACCCUGAACCCAACGCCAGAUUUGAUGCAUACUGUUUCAGAGUGGACUUCCUACUAAUUGCAAAUGAAACUGGACUGAACAUCACAGAUAUCCAGGAGGCCCUCCUAAACCUGACAUCAGUUACUGAUUUGUUUAGGCCUACUGUUCACUCUAUUGCUCCUCCCAUCCCUGUGGACACAUCAGGCUCUGGUUCAGGCUCAGCAGAAUUCGGUUCCGGUUCAGGGUCUGCAGUCGAUAGUGUCUCUGGGGGUCACUCUGGGGACCUGUCUGGUUCUGGAGACCUCUCUGGUUCUGGAGACCAGGUUACCUCUGGGGACCUUUCAGGCUCUGGAGACCUCUCUGGUUCUGGAGACCAAAUUACCUCUGGAGAUCAGUCUGCUUCUGGAGACCUGUCUGGUUCUGGAGACCAGGUUACCUCUGGGGACCUUUCAGGCUCUGGAGACCUCUCUGGUUCUGGAGACCAGAUUACCUCUGGAGAUCAGUCUGCUUCUGGAGACCUCUCUGGUUCCGGAGACCAGGUUGUCUCUGGGGAUCAAUCUGCUUCUGGAGAGAUGUCUGGUUCUGGAGACCUAGGUGCUGAGCUGCUGAGUGGAGAAUCAGGUCUUGGCAGUGCCCAUGCUUCUGGAUCAGGUCUCAGUGGAGAAGAAUCUGGCAUCAAUGUUGUUUUUUCGGGAAUUGACAGCAUUGCUUCUGGAGAGGGCUCCGUUUCAGGAGGACUACAAGAAGCUGGAGAGGGGAGCACAGGGAUCCUUAUCUUCUCAUCAUCUGAAUCAGGCUCUGGAGUGCUCAGUGGUAGCAGGGACCUGUCAGGAUCUGGCGUUGAAUCUGGGAUCAGCUCUGCAGAGAGUGGCUCUGAGGAAAGUGGACAAUUCUCCGGAAUGACAUCUGGUUUCAUCACCACUCAGGAGUUUUCUGGGUUCAGUGGUGUCCCGUCAGGAUUCUUCUCUGGAAGCGCCAGUGGAGAGUCAGGAGAGCUUUCAGGAAGUGGAGACGCUCAGGUCUUACUGAUAGAGGAUGAGCUGAUUGAUGCAUCCACUCCAAUGACCCACAAGGAGUAUGAGCUUGGCGGAGGCCUGCUGAUGUUCAGUGGCUCUGGAGACUUUUCGGGAUCUGGGUUACUCAGCGGCGAUCUCAGUGGCGAUCUCAGUGGUGAUCACAGUGGUGAUUUCAGUGGCUCGGCUUCAGGAAGUGGCCCAGGAUUCUUCUCAGGCGUGACAUUUGUGGGUUCAGGGUUCACCGAGCUUACAGUGUCAUCCUCUGGAGAGCAAGAGGCGUCUGGGUUUUUACUGUACAGCUCUGGACAGGGAAGUGGUGGACACAUGUCUGGAUUUGGAAGCGAGAGUUUCACCUCUGGGUCUGGAUCAGGAAUGUCUGGAUCUGGAAUAUCAGGAUCUGAGUCCUCUACAAGCGGCGGAGAAGAAGAAGAAGGCAGUAUUACAUUUUUGACUGGGGAUUUCAUGACAGAGGUAUCUGGAGACACUAUGCUGUCUAUGGAGCUUGGGCAGGGGUCAGUGGAGUACAGUGGAGAAGGAAGUGGUAGCAGUAGUGACUUGUACUCUGGUAGUGGAGAUGACUAUUCAUCCACACCCAGCGGCUUUUCUUCAGGGACUUCCUCCGGAAAUCUGCCUCAGGUGGUGCUGCCAUCUCCGUCUAGUGAAUGGACACUUACAGAAAGCACGACAGGACCAGAGGAGGCCCUCAGUGCAGCUGACUUGUCGCAGACUCCUGAUGAUGACUAUGUGACCCAUGCUCCCGCAGUCGCCCCUGCAGGACUGGCUGCCCCUCCCACUGCAGCUACACCAGCCUCUGUGCAGCCACCAGGCCAUAUAGGAAAAACUGAGCCAGUAGAAGGUGGCUUUAACCCCUGUGAUCCCAACCCCUGUGGCGCUGCUUCAUGCGCAGUAGAGGAUGGAGUUCCUCUCUGCCAUGAAGUAGAUGUGUGCCACUCCAACCCUUGUGCCAAUGGAGCCACCUGUGUGGAGAGUGCAGACUCUUACAAAUGCUUAUGCCUGCCCAGCUACGGAGGGAAACGCUGUGAGAUCGACGAGCAGCAGUGUGAGGACGGUUGGACUAAGUUUCAGGGGAACUGCUACCUGCACUUCUCUGACAGAGAGAUGUGGCAGGAUGCAGAGAAUCGGUGCCGGGACCUGAACGCCCACCUGGUCAGCAUCAUCACCCCAGAGGAGCAAGAUUUUGUCAACUCAAAUGCACAGGACUAUCAGUGGAUUGGGCUGAACGACAAGACCGUAGAAAAUGACUUCCGCUGGACAGACGGCACUCCACUACAAUUCGAGAACUGGAGGCCAAACCAGCCAGAUAAUUAUUUCAACUCAGGAGAAGACUGUGUGGUGAUGAUCUGGCAUGAGAACGGCCAGUGGAACGACGUGCCCUGCAACUACCACCUGCCAUUCACCUGCAAGAAGGGACCGGUGUCUUGUGGUGCCCCACCGGAGGUCAUGAAUGCUCACAUGUUUGGUAACAAGAGAGAGGAGUACCCUGUCAACUCCAUUAUCCGGUAUCAAUGCAACCCAGGGUUUAGACAGCGCUACCCUCCGGUGGUUCGCUGUAAAGCAGACGGACAGUGGGAGAAACCCCAGGUGGAAUGUACUGACGUGAAAGCCAGAAAAAGAAUACAGCUGAGGAGCAGCAGGAGUCGGGCAGCCAGUGGCAAGCUUCACUGAGAAGGAAAAAGAUGAAUUAAUUAUAUUCGAAAGAACAUUUACAGCACAAGAAAAUCCAUUUUCCAUUUUAGUGAAGAUGAUUUGAAGGGUAAAAUUUGCUGAAAGGCCCACAUGAAGGAUGCUACAUCAUGGUAAUGUGAUUUCUGUUUGUUCUAUCCCCUGCCCCUGAUAAUAUAUUUUAAUUAGAUACACUAAUUUUAUUGCUCUGAGUUCAUUUUAAUUGUGUGUACUGUAAUAUAAUUUUGUUUGGGGAAAUCAAUGCUGGGAUAUUUUGCUCUGUAUGAGUUUUACAUUCAUAGAUGGCAGCAUCUGUCUGGUUCAUUGUAGUCUGCUGUAGAUCUGUAUCACAGAGAUGGAUGUUGGUGGAUGUUGGCACAAUAGGAUUUGUUGUAGAACUGGUUUAUGUUGUAAGGUACAAAAAUGUUGUGUGUUUGUUUGUUACUCAUAUAGCAUAGCUCAUUGAAAUUUCUGUAGGAGACAAAGCACAGCAGGGGAAGAUACUCCUUUGGCAAAUUAAAAGGAAAUACAGUUUUUUUUUUUUUUUCAAAGUUCACAUCAAUCAUCUGAGUUCCCCUACGGUUCCUGUCCUUCCUGCUGGUUUCUACACUCAGUCAGUGUAGUUGCAGAUAUCAGGGCUCAUUUUUCUUCCUUUAAAGAAGCACCUUGCUGCCACUUGUUCCUGUGAUACAGCAUGAAAAACAACUUUCAAAGAACAAGGCAAUCCAACAGGAAACACAGUAAAAUUGUCUGUUUUAAAGCUGCUCAGAGGUGAAAGUGGGGGAGGGACAUUAGAGAGCUGUUAGAAGAUAAAUAGUUUUUCCAGGAAGACUGGGACUGUGGGUCGCUUAUUCUCUUGUUUUAUUGAACAUUAUACCUGGUCAAACCUUCUUAAAUAAGCGGAAACAGGGGGAAAAAAGCAAUAAUAAAGUAAACUAAGAGAAAGCAAAGCCAACAAACUGUAAAGUUGUAAUAAUGGUGGUUUACAGCAGAGACUUCUGUCAGCGUGAAGACACAUCUUUUUAUUUAUUGAUUCCACACGGUGUCACAGAGUCUCUCUGCUGGACUGAGCCAGUAACUGUUAAAUAUAAAAGAGAGAUUCAAUUAUACCACAGCAGCAUCAGCAACACACAGUAGGGUGAAUUAGGUUCUACCAGCUCCAUACUAUACAUCCAAUCUGUAGAGGAUUAAGAGAUACUGCAUGUGAACCCACAGUUUGUCAUGUUUGAGUCUUUUGUUUUCUGUGUGUUUGGUCACUGUCAUCUUCCAUGAGGCUGUGCAGUGCAUAGUGUUUGUGAGGAGCAUGUGUCAGUGUAAUGUACCUGUUAUCUACUUCAUUUUUUGUAACGUCAGAGGAAAUAACCUCACUGUAAACACUACAGUGUGAACUGCCUGCUUUCAUUUGUGCACUUGUUUUGUGUCAUUGUUGCUGUAUGUGGAGGCUGCGCCUCCUUCAAUCAUACAGUCACCUGCUGAAUGAUAAACCAAAGACUAAGACUUCAGUUUCCAAGCUGUACAUGUAUCUGCUGUAGACCCUUUUAUUCUCUAAUUUAAAGGAUAAAGCUGGUAAUAUUUUACAUUCCUUGUGUCAAGCUCAUGAAAAAACUAAACCCAAUCCAAAGCCUGGUAUUUUAUUUCUCUGGGCCAUAAGGCUCAAUUUCUUUUCCCCAAAAAACACCUCACUGAGUGACACUGUUGCAUUGAGUGAUAUUUUCCUUGGAUUGCAUAUUCAUCCACUCCUGAAAAUAGUCCUCAACAAAUGCACUAUUUCCUCUUGUUUGAGUAAAAAACUACAGUGGCCAGCUGUUAUUUAUAAAACUACUCAGCCCACUUAAAAAUGAAACUAUAUAUUUGUGACCUAUUUUUAAAGAUUUACUGAAAAAAGGUACUGAAAAAUGGACGUGAACUAAUUGCAGGUUAAAAUCUUUUCAUGGGAUUUCUUGACAUGAAGAAAGACUCCAGUCUUAUCCUUAAAAUGCACAAACAAACAUCAAGUUGAUUACAAAAUCACCACAGCAGACAAAGCAGUGGUGUAUGGAUUCAGACAUGGGGCAAAAAACAUGGGGCAGAUCAAAAAUGAGGAACUAAUAUAACAGAGAUAAUAAACAGAUAAAUAAAGAUAUAUUUGCCUCAUCCUUGUUCGACACUGUCUUUUGAUUUUGUGUUGUUUAAUGUUUAAUAGCACCAAAUUGUUACAGAAUGAAUCCACACGUAGCCGUGUCUGAACACUUGUGUUCUGAAAACAUAUCAAUCAGUGCCAAAUAAAAACAAUUUGGUUCUCA